GAGAGGUUUGAGAAUUAAUUGGCAAGCCAAGAAGAGAUCAGAUAGAUAGUCAGCCUACAUCAUGAGUUGAAGGACCACUGUUGAAAGGGACGAAUGGGGACAAUGCAGCAAAGGGCAGAUUGUAACAAGAUUAGUUAACCAGCCAUGAAUAGCAAUGGAAUGCAUCGACUAGCCCAUCACUGUUCAUCCUAUGUGAAGUGUUUGAGAGCCCUUUGUAGACUUGACAGUCAACUGAGGACAAGUGUGCCAUGUGUGGUGAGGUACUUUACCAAGGAUGUGGACAAUGGCAGAAACACAGUUGUGUCGCCUGCGGUCAUUCAGCAGUUUCUGGUGGACAUGAAAAUGCGGUUAGAACAUGGCUAUACCACCAUUAUCAGUCAAUGCCCCAAGAUCACAAGGUCAACUCAAGGGUCAUCUCAUGGCAAACUGUUUAUCAACACAACAUCUGGUCACUUUGUGUGUGAACACUGCAACAAACAAGGGGCAUGGACAGAUCUGGUGGACAACUUGCUCUUACUGAAGACACAAAGGAGAAA
This is a messenger RNA of Aplysia californica (California sea hare), 536 nucleotides long. RefSeq lists its product as uncharacterized. Lineage: Eukaryota; Metazoa; Mollusca; Gastropoda; Aplysiida; Aplysiidae. The record is from RefSeq and is a predicted model, not a curated record.